AUGACGCAAGGCAAUGGAAGUAGUAGGAGGGAAGAAGGAAUUACGGAUUCGGAGCACUUUUCGCCGUAUAGGGCUGAUGGGAAACUUUACGGCUUCGUCUGUGUAGUAACAGGCGCCACACAACCCGUAGGCAAAGCCAUAGUCGCUGAAUUGGCCGCCCACGGCGCAGCCUGCAUCUACGCCUGCUCCACCCUCCCCUCUGACCCCUACACCCUCCCCGACACGACCAGCACCCAGUACCCAAACACGAAAAUCAUCAGCUACCCGUACAACAUGGCCUCUGAAGAAGACACGCUCGCCCUCAUCGACGACGUGCUAAACACCUGGGGCCGCCUCGACGUCUGGACCUCAUCCACGGGGCUCCUAGGCCCCCCCUCCAUCACGCAAACCGGACCCAAGGACUUAUACGCCGCAUUCGACACCAACGCAUUGCCGGCCUUCUUCGCGCUCAAGUACGCGCCCGCGGCGAUGCAGAAAACGACGCCAAAGGGCAACUACGCGAAUGCCGCGCCCAAAGAUGUUGCGUACGGCUCUAUCAUUGUGGUGACGAGCGUGGCGGGGACGUACGGCGGGUGCUGGGCUCCUGCGUUUACGAUGGCGUCGCAUGCGGCCUUGGGAGUUGUGCGGUCGGGGGUGCUGGUGUUGAAAGGGACUGGGGUGCGGAUUAACGCGGUGACGGCGGGCCAGAUUGAUGUGGGGGUUGAUUUGAAAGAUUGUGGGGUCAAGGAGAUGGCGCAGGGACAGUUUCCACCGGCGAGUCUGCAAGGGGGUGAGAGUCAGAAGAGGACGAUUGGGUUGGAGAGGGCGGGGAGGCCAGAGGAGGUAGCGAGGACGGUGGGCUUCUUGGCCAGUGGGUUUAGUAGUUAUAUCACGGGGGCCGAGUUGAGGGUUGAUGGGGGCGCGGGGGUUAUGAAUCCCAUUACUGUGCCUGUCUAG
Messenger RNA from Bipolaris maydis ATCC 48331, 936 nucleotides. RefSeq lists its product as uncharacterized. Gene Ontology annotation, cellular component: peroxisome. The record is from RefSeq and is a predicted model, not a curated record. Gene Ontology annotation, biological process: phytol metabolic process. Gene Ontology annotation, molecular function: trans-2-enoyl-CoA reductase (NADPH) activity. NCBI's taxonomy places the organism in Eukaryota, Fungi, Ascomycota, Dothideomycetes, Pleosporales, Pleosporaceae.